Messenger RNA from Rhincodon typus (whale shark), 813 nucleotides. Its product is annotated as probable G-protein coupled receptor 139. The coding region runs from base 1 to 813 and encodes 270 amino acids. NCBI's taxonomy places the organism in Eukaryota, Metazoa, Chordata, Chondrichthyes, Orectolobiformes, Rhincodontidae. The transcript has a single exon. The record is from RefSeq and is a predicted model, not a curated record. Gene Ontology annotation, biological process: G protein-coupled receptor signaling pathway. Gene Ontology annotation, cellular component: membrane. Gene Ontology annotation, molecular function: G protein-coupled receptor activity.
AUGAUUCUCUUACGGAGAAACUGUGGCCUGUCUGAAUGUAUCUCUGUCUACAUGAUAGCAAUGGCAGCAGCAGAUCUGCUAGUCAUGAUCAUCAAUGUAAUGUUGUAUUAUAUAUUCAGUAACCACUUCCCACUUUCAUUCCUGUCCUUCACUCCUGUGUGCAGGGUUAUUCUGUGCCUGAGUGUUGUCACCCUUGAUUUGUCUGUUUGGUUCACGGUCACCUUCACAUUUGACAGAUUUGUAGCUAUAUGCUACGCAAAGGUUAAAUUAAAGUAUUGCAUAGCGAGAACUGCCACGAAAGUUGUAAUAGCUUUCUCUACUUUUAUUGUUGUCAAGAAUAACCCCAUUGCAUUUGUCUAUGAAGCAGAACGAACAGUUAACAAUGUGCAGUGGGGCUGCCGGACAAUUGCAGUUUUCUCAUCUUUACGUGUUUCAUUACCUUACUCCUGGUUUCACAGCAUCAUGCUUGUUUGGCUUCCAUUUGCCUUAAUUAUUUUGUUAAAUUCUUUGACAAUCAGUCGAAUUUUAGUGGCCAGCAGAGCGCGCAGGGAACUCCGAGGUCAGCAGAGUGGGAUGCAAAGUGACGUUGAGGUGGAGAACCGAAGGAAGUCCAUCAUUUUGCUCCUCACUAUAUCGAGCAGCUUUGUAUUGCUCUGGAUGACGACUGCCGUGAGCUUCCUAAUGACCAGAAUAUCCAACACCAAUUACUACAGAGGUGACUACAUGGCUACUGGAUAUAUUGCCACAGAAGUUGGCGCUAUGUUGAAGCAUUUAAGUUCAUCACCAAAUACGUGCAUAUAUGCGGCUACUUAG